AUGGGUUCGACGGGCAAGGUUGCUCUUCCAGAACACUGGACAGAGUUGAGCGCGGCCAGAGUGCACAGGCAACAAUGCGCCGACGAAGUGGAUGCCAUCAAGAAGGCGUGUUUAUCAGAAUGCGAAAAGGAAAGCGUGGUGGAAUGCGAAAAGUGUUUCCCUAAGGUCCUUGACAGGAUGCGUGCUCGAUAUUGCGAUGCUGAAGGCAGAGAGUGGUUCUCAGAGCGAAGAGCAUUUCUGAACGAACUGGACGUCAUGUUUACCGAUGUCAAAGAUCACAGAAAGAUCGACCUCACAUCAAUCGAAGACAGUAUUGCAUCGGAAAAAGAGGCAUGGUACCGCUGGGUGCUACGCAUGUACCCGCAGUUCCUCUCAGUAGGAGAAGGCGGGGCAGACCAAGACGAGCUGCGAGCAAUGCUAGACGACCCGGUUAAGCGCUGGGAAGAGCUCACUGAGAGGAUAUGGGAGGGUGUAGGCAAGCCAGCCAACUGGGAAGCCGACGUGGACUCCCUUACCGACCAAAUUACAGCCGUAAAAAACGAUGCAGCAUCAUUGAAACAGAUCUAUAUCGACUUCUUCUUCAAAGAUUUGCAAACCGGAGAAGUGGUGGAAAACGCACAGCAAUACCUGGAAGCGUAUGCGGCCAGCGACACAAUGUCCAUUGAGCAGGUCAUUGAUCGGAUCUCACAAGAUCACAAAGCGAGCCUUACGACGGAACCGCAACGUGAGCAUCACAGAAACCGACUGGAUGAGCUGCGUAGAGCAAAGAUGGCAUUUGAGCAGAACAGGCUGCAGAAUAAGACUCGAGCCCAAGCAAGCCAAACGCCCGCUGUUUCCCAGGACUUAUAUAAUCUACCACCCUGCGCGGUUUGUACAGCUACAGUGGACCCUAAGGAUGUUCUCUCAUGCUCGGUGUGCCAAGCACUUGCUCACAUGGGCGGCACGAGGGAAUUAACAGUGUGGUGCUCGGAUGAAUGCUUCGAGAGGGGUGUCGGCGACCACAAUGAAUUGGAGCACGACUGCGAGAGUGGAGAUAGAUGUGUGCAGUAUGAUGAUGAAGACACCGAAAUGCAGGACUGGACUAGCAACGCAGUGGCGUGCAAGGAAUGUAUUGAUCAAAAGAGGGACACUAUAUACUGCUCGAUAGGAUGUGCAGCAUCCAAUCUCGCGCGGCACAGACACGAAAGACAUGGACUUAAGACGGCUGCGUAUGAGAUUAAGAAGCUGGCAGUGCCGCUAUGGGAAAUCGUGGAAAAGACUCUGAAGGAAGCAAGCCCGGGACUGAAGUAUACAGUCAUUGAAUAA
This is a messenger RNA of Fusarium fujikuroi IMI 58289, 1305 nucleotides long. RefSeq lists its product as uncharacterized. The coding region runs from base 1 to 1305 and encodes 434 amino acids. The record is from RefSeq and is a predicted model, not a curated record. Lineage: Eukaryota; Fungi; Ascomycota; Sordariomycetes; Hypocreales; Nectriaceae. The transcript has 2 exons.